AACACAGCUGCUGACCAAUCAGAAUUGAGAACUGGAGCUAACCAUUUAUAUUCUUUUCAGAUUGAUGAAUGCAAAUUCUCAGAGCAGCGGGACCAGCACAGUAAAGACUUGUUUCCCAUCUACACAGUGAUCGACAAGCAACGCAAACAGGAGGAGGACGAGAAAGACUCCUGGUUUGAGAUCAGUCCAUAUGAAGCAGGUUAUUCCCUCGCUGGGGCAUUUGUGGAAACAUCCACCUUUGGCAGCCAGUUUGACAAUGGCUCAAAGAAAAAAACUCAGGAUGAAAUGGACAUGCUGUACCUGCAAGCUCUGUGUGGAAGUGCUUUAGCUGAUAAAAAGGAGACCCGUGCAUUCCUUUGGAAAACAAUACACGAUUUCAUUAAAUACUUAUUACAUUUUGGGAUGUUUGAGGAAAUGAGGGAAGACCCAAAAGCCCCACCUGUAGAAAAGUGUUACCAGGUGCUCAUGGAUCUUGUGGACAUGAAUCUCUCGGUUUUGAAUGGCAAAGAUCCUUCUCAUCUUAAUCAAUCUAUCAGAACUAAUCUGAAAGAGCUCGGAGGAGGCCAGCAUGAGCUAGUUUUUUCAAGUGAAAAACUGAAUCUCGCUGAUAAACAAGCUGCAGAACUGUAUAUGAAGCAAUACACUGAAGAUGUGUGUAAUAAUUUGAAUCAGUGGAACAGUUUCUGGCCUGAUGUAAAAAUGUGGACACGCAUUUGUAAAUGCAUGAAUUGCUGGAUCUGGGGCAGGAAUUAUAACUUUCUCCACAACAUGAAGGAUCAAGUGGUGCCCACUGCUCUUCAGGAAAGUGAGACGAGAGACUAUGAAGAUGCAGGACUGUUGCUGAACUCACCCUACUUCUCAGUGCUGAGAGAAGAAAGACACUCUGAUCUCAUAAUUUCCCUGGAUUUCAGUGAUGUCGAUCCUUUCAAGACAGUGAGAGAUGCUGCUGAUGUGUGCAAGAAACUAAACAUUCCUUUCCCUGAUGUUCCAAUCAUUCCUGAUGAAGAAAAAAAGAAACCAAAGGACUUCUAUGUGUUCAAAGGCCACAACGCUCCAACCGUGAUUCACAUCCCUCUGUUUAAUGUGGUCAACUGUGGAGGUGAAAUUGAGACCUGGAGGUACAAAUAUCGCACCUUUCAAGGUCCUUACAGUGCUGAGAUGAUCACUGAUCUUAUGGAGGUCGCUGGCAAAAACAUCUCAAACAACAGAGAGAAACUGCUGGAGCAGAUUGCUGCGGCUGUUGGGCAAAAAAGGAGAUGACUAACGAGUUGAAUAAUAAGCUUACUGUUUGUUUGAAUGUUUUUGAACUAAUAACUAUAAGAAAAUUCAUAUUCCAUGCAUAUUUGUUAACUGCUAUUCAGCUGUUGUUUUAAGUAGUCAGCUUAUUUUCAAAUCAUCAAUCAUCAAAGCUCAGUAAACAAUGUCAUUUCACCAAGCUGAUUUCUCUCUAAAACGCUGUAAGAAAGUGCUUUCAAGUCAUUUCAAGGCUGAAUGAGACAUACAUCUAAUUGAGUUUAAUGAGACUUCUCAUUAACACCAUAAUUUGUUUAUUCAGACCAAUUUGAGGAUACAGAACGUGCAUGAAAAUGAGAGAUAGGGUUUAUCGGCCAAUCACAGAUCUUUUCUGUUUAAUAUGUUGAACACUGUUCAUGUUUCAGUCUGUUCCGUCAUGCUUGACUUUCAUUAAGCAAUUAAUAGAUGAUUGAUAAUAAACAAAUCAUCCAUACAACA
Labeo rohita (rohu) is the source of this 1731-nucleotide messenger RNA. Its product is annotated as cytosolic phospholipase A2 gamma-like. Gene Ontology annotation, cellular component: nucleoplasm; cytosol; nuclear envelope. Gene Ontology annotation, biological process: glycerophospholipid catabolic process. The record is from RefSeq and is a predicted model, not a curated record. The annotation marks the transcript as partial. The transcript is spliced from 10 exons. Gene Ontology annotation, molecular function: calcium ion binding; calcium-dependent phospholipid binding. Lineage: Eukaryota; Metazoa; Chordata; Actinopteri; Cypriniformes; Cyprinidae.